CCUGUUUGGCAGUUCCUGCAGAGGCGGAAGUGACAUUGUAUGUUUUCGCACCAACCUUGAAUUUGCAGCUCUGAGUAGAAUCGCAACGCUUGGUGUUACUUUUCAAGCAAAGUUAACAUAAUGGACACGACACCGAAAGCACAAAAAACACUGUCUGUGUUCCACACUCCGACCAAUGAUGUCGAUGCUAACGUUAGUCCACAACCAUCUUCUGACAUAAGGACUAUGAGCUCUUCCCUGAGGCAGAAACUGAAGAGAAGCCGUCGCUCUUUCACAUCACCUCUUGCAGUGGCUAAAAGACUCAAUGUGGACGAAGAGGACGACUCUCCUGCAUCCCCAAAAACAGACGGCACUACACAGCUAAAACUGGUGAAAGGACAGAAGGAAAUGGACUUGAACCACAAUGAAAAAUUGUCUUGCGAACGGCCAAUCAAGCAAACUCCAGGGCCGCAUGCGGAUUCUACACAAUUCCCUCAGACAGACAUUCUUCAGCUGCGAGACACUCUGAGGCGGGAGGUGAAAGAGAAGGCAGAGACACUGCGGAGGCUCCAGAUGGUCAAAAUGUACCGGAAAAAGAAUGAUCUGUCACAGCUGCGUACACUGAUCGUGAAGUGGCGUCACUGUGCGCAGGCGGCCCUGUAUGAGCUGCAGACAGCCCUGCCUACGGACGGUCGCAAAGCCAGCCUUGGCCAGCUCAUGGACCAAUUCGGCCUGGAGGUCCGCCUGCUGCACUAUGACCGCACAGAGGAUGAUUUCAGAGAAAUCUGAACAGAACAAAAAAAAAAAAAAAAAGACAUUUCAAAGUGCACAAGUACUGAAAAUAAAUGCCCUCACACACUUUUUAGGAUAUGUGAAAUAUUUAUAUGAAUAAACUUAGUCAUAUAAAAAUCA
Messenger RNA from Alosa sapidissima (American shad), 891 nucleotides. RefSeq names its product swi5-dependent recombination DNA repair protein 1 homolog. The record is from RefSeq and is a predicted model, not a curated record. Gene Ontology annotation, cellular component: Swi5-Sfr1 complex. The transcript has 3 exons. Gene Ontology annotation, biological process: positive regulation of DNA-templated transcription; double-strand break repair via homologous recombination. The coding region runs from base 121 to 768 and encodes 215 amino acids. NCBI's taxonomy places the organism in Eukaryota, Metazoa, Chordata, Actinopteri, Clupeiformes, Clupeidae.